Messenger RNA from Agrilus planipennis (emerald ash borer), 970 nucleotides. RefSeq names its product probable phosphoglucomutase-2. Gene Ontology annotation, biological process: purine ribonucleoside salvage; carbohydrate metabolic process. NCBI's taxonomy places the organism in Eukaryota, Metazoa, Arthropoda, Insecta, Coleoptera, Buprestidae. Bases 18 to 926 code for a protein of 302 amino acids. Gene Ontology annotation, molecular function: phosphopentomutase activity; magnesium ion binding. The record is from RefSeq and is a predicted model, not a curated record. The transcript is spliced from 4 exons.
ACUAAUAAUAAAUAAAAAUGAGUGUUACCGGCGCAAAUAGCCAGUGGCCUUGCGGAUUGAAGCAAAAAAUCGACGAAUGGGUUUCGUGGGACAAAAACGAGAAAACUGUGUCAGAAAUCAACCGCUUGAUCGAUAGCAAUGCAACACAAGAGUUGUGUAAAAGACUACUGGACAGACUGUCGUUUGGUACCGCAGGACUGAGGGGUAGAAUGCAAGCAGGGUACAAUGCGAUGAACGACCUGGUCAUCAUACAAACCACACAGGGUCUCCUCAAAUAUCUCGAAGAAACUAAUCAAAAUUUGCUUCGAGAUAACGGUAUCAUAUUUGGAUACGACGGAAGACACAACAGUAAAAGAUUCGCGGAAUUGUCAGCAUCGAUAUUUCUUCACAAAAAUUACAAAGUAUACUUGUUCGGCGACGUUGCUCCAACCCCUUUGGUAGCCUACGGGGUAAGAAAAUGGAAAUGCGUAGCGGGAGUGAUUGUCACCGCUUCCCACAACCCCAAAGACGAUAAUGGUUAUAAAGUCUAUUCGACUAAUGGGGCCCAAAUAAUAUCUCCUAUCGAUAAACAAAUCCAAGCAAAGAUUUUAGAAAACCUACAGCCCUGGUCGGAGUCAUGGGACACUUCCAUUUUGAAUCAAAACACUUCCUUAUUAAUAGACCCAUUGAAAGAAACAUUCCAGUCUUACGUAAAAGAUAUCACAAGCAACAUUGACCAACAACAAAAAGCUAUUAUAAAUACAGCAAAUGUCAAAUUUACUUAUACAGCCUUGCAUGGAGUAGGUUGCAAGUAUGUUGAACAAUUAUUUCAUUCCGUUGGUCUAAAUUUGAUUCCCGUCGAAGAACAAAAGGAUCCGGACCCCAAUUUUCCAACUGUCAGGUACCCGAUAAUAUUUUACAUUAGUAUUUGUUGGUAUCGUUUGUAACGACAUUGAAGUUUAAUGUUCGUGGGUUUAACAAAUUAACUUUU